AAGACGGAGAGAUAAGAGUUUGUUUGAUUGAAACUGUGCUCAUUGUCGAUUCAAUUCUGCAUUUGUCAAUCAGAGGUACCGCAAUAUGGAUCAACUACCGGCAACUUUCGUGAAAGAAUUUCACGAUGAAUCCAGCAUCCGAAAGAUGGAAUAUCUUCCAUUUGGCAAGACUGGUUUGAAAGUAUCAAAAAUUUCGCUCGGAACAGGAACUUUGAGUAAUUUCUAUGGUGAUAAAGGUGAAACGGAUGGUAGGAAAGCAGUUCAGCUGGCAUUGAAGAGGGGCAUCAACUACAUUGAUACGGCGCCAUACUACGGGCACUACCGGGCCGAGGAGAUUUUGGGAGACGCUCUGCGGAAUGUUCCACGACAAGCGUACUACAUCGCCACCAAGGUCGGACGAUACGAAACAAACUAUGAGAGAAUGUUUGAUUAUAGCGCCGCAAAGACGCGACAAAGUGUAGAAAAAAGUUUGAAGCUUCUCGGUGUUGAUUAUCUCGAUGUGGUGCAGAUUCACGAUGUGGAAUUCGUAGACGAUCUAACCGUUAUCUGGAACGAAACAUUGCCCACGUUGGAAAAACUCCGAGAUGAAGGCAAACUUAAGUUCAUUGGUGUUUCGGCUUAUCCGAUGGACGUUCUGAAGCGGGUGAUAUCCGGUGCUCCGGGUCGAUUCGACACGGUAUUGUGCUACUGUCGCAAUACUAUGAUCGAUGAUUCGUUGAAGGAGUAUCUACCGUUUUUCCUGGAUAGUAAUCUGGCAGUAGUGUGUGCAUCUGGCCACGGCUUAGGGUUGCUCACCAAUGCUGGUCCUCAGGCUUGGCAUCCGGCUCAUGAUGACACCAAACAGGUGUGCCGUAGCGCAAGCGAUUAUUGCAUCAAGGAGGGUGUCGAACUCGGGAAGUUGGCCAUGUACCAUUUUAUCCAGAUGGCAGGACCUUCGACGUUCCUCAGUGGGAUGCAAACUGAGGAAUUGGUCGAGAUAAAUUUAAAGGCUUUCUAUAAUGGAUUGAGUGAAAGGGAGAAGGCCGUUAUGGAAUACCUUAACAAGAACAUUUUUACGAAAAUAAAACAUGCUAACUGGGAAGGCAUUGAAGUUCAAAGGUAUUGGAAUGCAAUGGCCUCACUCAAUAAAUGAUAACCGUAUUUAAAGUGUGACAUCUAAAUACUUUUUCAAAAAUUUAUCAAUACGCAUAUUUUUUAAACAAAAAUAAAUUUUAUUCAUGAA
Messenger RNA from Uranotaenia lowii, 1222 nucleotides. RefSeq lists its product as uncharacterized. The record is from RefSeq and is a predicted model, not a curated record. Gene Ontology annotation, cellular component: cytosol. The transcript is spliced from 4 exons. Gene Ontology annotation, molecular function: L-galactose dehydrogenase activity. Lineage: Eukaryota; Metazoa; Arthropoda; Insecta; Diptera; Culicidae. The coding region runs from base 86 to 1132 and encodes 348 amino acids.